UCGUGGUCGUGGCAGAUCACGUGGUUUUGUUUCGUCAUUCUGUUCAGACUCACGGUAGCAUGCAAGCGUACAAGGAAUCGACAGUUUUUGUUGAACCGUUUCAGUGAACAUUGUAUCUAUGAAUUUUUAUCAAUUUUAAAAUAAUUAGAAGUUUUACUUUGUAAUUUACAAUAAUGUUUUGAUUAUUACAAUCGAAUCAAACAAAAUUUAUUAUCGAAUAAUCGUGAUUGUGAAAUACGCAGUGUGUUCACGUGAUUGAAUAAUUCUGGCAAAAAAACAAAUAGUGACAACGAAUGAUUGCAAGGAAUAAUCCUUCCUAUUGAAUCUGCGUACGUUAUUCCGUAUCAAAUUUUACAAAAUGUUCGAAUCCUCGUUUCGAUGUUGGAUCAUUUUUGGAAUUGUUAUCGCGACAUGUUACGCGGAAAUUCGAUGUCCAACGGAGCAAAAUUGCAACUGCUAUCUAAGUCCUGAAGGAGUUUUUGAGAUACAAUGUCCAACGGAUAGUUAUUCGGCCUUCGUUGUGAAAGUCAAACUAAACGAACGUAUUGGGAUUGAAUGUGUAAAUUUUCCAAAAUGGAUUGACUUUCCAACGAAUGUGUUACCACCUGAAAAUGUAACUCUAUUGUAUUUCAAGAUGUGCGAAUUACCAAUAAACCAGACUUUAAGAGAGAUCUCGAAUAAACUCGGUGCUCAAAACAUAGAGAAACUGAUAUUCCAUUCAUAUGGCAAAUUAUCUGUUCUAAAUAGAAAGCAUCUACAAGGUUUUCCAAAUUUAGAAUAUCUAAGCCUGACGUGUAAUAACUUGACCAAUUUUAGCAAUGAUAUUUUCGCGGAUAUACCACGAUUGAAGAAUCUCAAUUUACGCCAAAACAAUAUUUAUACAUUAUCUGAAAUUUUCAAUUACAUACCCAAUUUAGAAAUACUUGAACUUGGUGAUAAUAAGUUGAAGGAAAUAGACGUGAACACAUUCAAACCAUUAAAAGAAUUAAAAAUGUUAAAUAUGUGGGGGAAUAAGUUCACAGAGUUCAAAUCGAAUAUAUUUGACAAUCUUGUGUCAUUAAAUUCCUUGGACGUGAGCAGCAAUCAUUUAAAUACUUUGCCUAAUGAUAUUUUCGCAAAAUUGGUAAAUUUAAAAUUAUUACAUUUGGCCUGGAAUAACUUUUCCUCGUUACCAGAAGGUCUACUACAGCACAAUGUUAAAUUAAACAAAGUAAAAUUAUCUAAUAAUAGAAUAAGCAUGAAAACAUUACCGAAUGGAUUGUUUGCGAAUUUGAAGAAUCUAAAAGAGAUAGAGUUAAAUAAUAAUGGUUUGAUAGAAUUGCCUGAUCUAUUUCAUGAUUCCAUAUCGCUUGAGAUCAUCGAUUUAUCUUUCAAUAAUCUUGAGUUUCUUCCUGAAUAUCUUUUUACGAAUUUGACGAAUUUAACAAAAUUAAUAAUUAAUAAUAACAAAUUGACAUCAUUGCCUGACAAAAUCUUCUCACCAUUGAAGAAAUUGAUUAUAUUAGAUUUGUCUCACAAUAAUCUUAUUUCAAUAUCUCGACAUCUUUUUAGUGAUUUAAUAUCACUUCAAAAUUUAAAUAUGGAAAAGAAUCAAUUAAAAAUUAUAGAAGAAACAAGUUUCAAUUUCUUAACCAAGCUACGCAUUGCAAAAUUUUCUAACAACCAACUUACAUUCAAUACUUCGAUAAAUAGCUAUAUUGAUGAAUAUGGAAGAAGAUCACCUUUUCAAAGUUGUUCAUCUCUAGAAGAAUUGUAUCUGGAUAAAAAUAAUAUUUCGGACAUAUUUGGUGAUUGGCUUGUAACUCAUGUAAAGCUGAAGAAAUUAAAUCUUCAAUUUAAUCAGAUACAAGAAAUAUCAAUCCGAGAUUUACAAUUUGUAUCAAAUUCAAUUGAAGUGAAUCUCACAAAUAAUAAAAUAAAACAUAUAAACUUGAGUGAAGCUAAGGAAAUUGCAAGAUUCCAACAAGAUUCUCGGAAUGUAAUGAUAUAUAUUGAGAAUAAUCCUAUCGAAUGUGACUGUGACAUAUUUGAUUUUCUUCUUUAUUUGGAAGGAAAAUUGGAUCCUAACGUUUACAGAUAUUUUCACAUCGUGCCAGGGUGUUUGACAUGUCAAAAUCCACAAAUGUUUAAAGGCAAAGAAAUAGUAAAAUUAGAAUCAAAGAAAUUUAUCUGUCAAAUAUCAAAUCCUUGUCCUAAUGAGUGCACAUGUUAUUCGCAACAAAGUAAUAGAGAAUUCACGAUAAAUUGUUCGCAAAAAAAUUUGACGAGCGUACCACAAAAUAUCGAAACAUUAUUAAAUUAUAAACUUGUGAUAGAUUUUACGGAUAAUAAAUUAAGCGAAAUGCCAUCUUUGACAGAAAUUGGUUUAGAUAACAUACAGAUAUCCAAGUUGCUAUUAUCAAACAAUGAUAUUCAUGAGAUAUCUGUGGAUGGAUUACAAUCGAACAUAGAGUUGGAGUUACACAACAAUAAUAUCAGUAAAUUAGAACCAAAUGUUUUACAAUUGCUAAACAAUAGUUCGUCGUUAACAUUGCAUGGAAAUCCAUGGAUAUGCGAUUGUGAUACAAGAGAUUUACUUAGCUUUAUACAAACGAAAAUUUCAGAUAUUCGUAAUUCUUCCCUAAUUACUUGCAAAGAUAUGGAUAUUUCGAUGAUAAAAAUGACAGCAGCAGAUUUCUGUCCUACUUACACUGCGUUAAUUAUAUCAUUAAGUUUUUCUUUAGCUGUCUCAGGUAUGAUAAUUGGUCUGCUAGCAGCAAUUUAUUAUAGAUAUCAACGAGAAAUUAAAGUUUGGCUGUAUGCACAUCAAUUUUGCUUAUGGUUAAUAACAGAAGAUGAAUUAGACAAAGAUAAAUUGUAUGAUGCAUUUAUAAGUUAUUCACAUAAAGAUGAAGAUUUUGUUGUGAAUGAGCUAGUUCCAAAGUUAGAAAAUGGACCUAAACCAUUCAAAUUGUGUCUGCAUUUUCGUGAUUGGCUAGCUGGAGAAUGGAUACCAACACAAAUUGCGCGUUCUGUUGAAGAAUCCAGGCGAACGAUAGUAGUUUUAUCACCCAAUUUCUUGGAAAGUGUUUGGGGACGAAUGGAAUUUAGAGUGGCACAUUGUCAAGCACUCAGUGAACGUAGAUCAAAAGUUAUUUUAAUUUUAUAUGAUGAAAUUGGUCCCAUUAAUAAUUUAGAUCCAGAACUCAAGGCAUAUAUGAGCAUGAAUACAUAUGUAAAAUGGGGUGAUCCUUGGUUUUGGGACAAAUUACGAUAUGCGUUACCACAUGCUGAAUUUACAAAGAAUGCUAUAAGAAAAAAAAUUUUUCAAAAACAUCAACCAUGUAUACAAAUUAAAGGCGAGAAGAAAGAGUUAAUUUAUCCAAUUGACACUUCUGAAACAUCCCCUGCAACAAGCACUCCGCCGACAGAUACUCUUAAAAUAUUUAUAUGUGAUAAGAACGACAGUGAUAAUAAAGAGAAUUCUCAAAAUCUUUCUUCAUCAGAUUGCAACACCAAACUUAUUCUUUCAAAGGAAGAAUUAGUAAAACAUAAUUUGGUUAAUAAAGUACAAUGUACUACCGUAUGACAAGAUCAUUAUAUAUAUAUAUAUGUAUAUAUAUAUAUAAUAUACGAAACAUUUGAAGAAUGUUUUGUUUAAACAAGUUUUGAAGUACUCAUUUUACAUUAAAAAAUGAAUUUAUUUAUAAUUUUAUUAAGUUCAUUCGAAAUUAAUACAUUCAUUAUCAUAUAAAAACCAAUUGUUACAAUUCAUUCAUUUUGCAAUUUAUAUAAUAAAAUAAUAAACAAAUUGAAUAUGUACCUAUGAUCAAGAUAUUCAAAGUAAAUAUUUCUAUUUAUAUGAUCAAAGAAUGGAAAACUAUUACUUUUAUACAGAGUCUCAUGGCGAAUAUUUAUUAUAUUUAUUUAAUGGUGAUAAUGAAUAUAUUAAUAAUUUUUUUAAAUAAAUAUUCAUGCUAAAUAAUAUAAUGCACAAACAUUUAUAAGUCAUUUUGGAUAUAUUAAAAUUAUAAAAAAUAUUUUAGUUGAUUAAAUUGCAAAUUAAUUAAUUUGUUUAGAUAACUUUAACUGAGAAAUUUUUAUUAUGCAAUUUUCUAUAUGAAUGAAUAUUGAUAAUAAUUCAAAAUUCUGUAUCAUUAUUAUUAAUUAUUUCAUUUACAGACUUAUAAAUUUGUUUUGUGAAUUUCUAAAUAUCAAUAUAAGUAGAUGUUAAAGACAAAUUAUAUUUACUGACUGAACAAACUUAUUGUUAAUUUUAAAAGAUAGAGAUUAUUGUAAAUAAGUAUUUUUAUAAGAAUUUUUACAUUUUGAAUAGAUUUUACUUCUAAUGUGUUCUUAUUAUUAUUAUUGAAAUAGAUAAUUAUCAUAUAAGCAAAAAAUUAAUAUUCAUUAGAUAUUUUUAAAAUUAUUUUUAAGAUAAAAUUUUUUUAUGUAUAUCAUUUAAAUUACAAUUUGUAUUUUAUAUAUACAUAUUCAUUAGUUAUGCAUAAAAAUUAUAAUAUUAAUUUUCAUUUAAUAUUUAUAAAUAAUCAUUGUAUUUAGUAUUUAUAAGAUUCAAAAUCAUAUUGCAUAAACGACAUAGGAGAUUUAAUUUAUACAUAUAUAAAAUCAAACUUAAUAGGAACAUAAAUCAAUUUUUAUUACCAUUUAUAUUAAUUUUCUAUGGAAAUUUAGAAUGACAUAUGAAUAUAUAUAUAUAUAUAUAUAUUAUAUUUUAAAUAUUCAUUAUUCAUAUUUUGUUUGCUCAAUUUUAUGAGCACAAUAAUUUUUUGGUUAUCAAGAAAUAAUAAAUAAAUUGUUCAUAUUUCAAUAAAGAACUAUAAUACUAACUGAUACUAAUUGAAAUUUUUGAUAAUAAAAAUAAAUAAUGAAUCUCGUUACAAAUUGUAAAUUUAUUAAUGACUUAAUGAAUUUUUAUUAUAUAAUAUUAAUAUAAUUAUUACUAAAUGAGUACCUGAAAUAAAUAUUAAUAUAAUUUUUCAUAAAUAUAUUUAAAAAUGAUAUAAUUUAAAUAAUUUUUUAUAUAAAACUACAUACAUAAUUAAAAUUACCUUUUCCUUUUCAUUUAAUCUUUAUAGUUAAUCUUUCUUUUUCUUUCUCAUACAAAAUUAAAAAAAAAUUUAAAAAUACAAAGAAUAUAGAUUUAAGAAAUUUUAAUUAUACGAAUAUUGGAUUAUUUUUUUUAUUCAUUAUAUAAAAUUAAUAACAUUAUAUAUAAUUUCUUUUUAUGAUGUAUAUAUUCAAGCAGUAACAAUAAACAUAAUAAAUGAAUG
Apis cerana (Asiatic honeybee) is the source of this 5273-nucleotide messenger RNA. RefSeq names its product toll like receptor (gene Tl). Gene Ontology annotation, molecular function: signaling receptor activity; protein binding. Gene Ontology annotation, biological process: signal transduction. Lineage: Eukaryota; Metazoa; Arthropoda; Insecta; Hymenoptera; Apidae. Gene Ontology annotation, cellular component: plasma membrane. The record is from RefSeq and is a predicted model, not a curated record.